AAACACCACAUCAGAAACAAAAACAAAAAAUCACAUAAGUAAGAAAUAAAACUAGACUGUCAAAUCUUCAUAAUCUAUCUCUCUUUCUAUUUUCUCUCUGUGUUCUUCCCUUUUCUCUAUCUCUCUCUCCAAAGAUUCGAUUUGCCGAUCAUUUCAGCUAUUUCAAUUCUCUCUCUAUUCAGAAUUAUGUUCACAAAUUUUCAAGGAUCUACUUUUGCUGGCCAGUUUUGAAUUGAAAGAGGAGAAAAUGGAAGGGGAUACACAAUUAGAUGGCAAAGUUGUGCAGACAUUUCAGAAGAAUUUUGGUCAAGUACAGAAUAUACUGGAUCAAAAUAGGCUAUUAAUCAAUGAGAUUAAUCAGAAUCAUGAGUCCAAAAUCCCUGAUAAUUUGAACAGAAAUGUUGGUUUAAUUAGAGAGCUUAACAACAAUAUCAGAAGGGUAGUUGAUAUCUAUGCAGAUCUUUCAACUUCUUGCACUAAAUCUGCUGACGCUUCAUCUGAAGGAGAUUCCAGUGGAUACAAGAGGAGUAGGCCUAUUUAAACUGGCCCUAGAGAUUUCUCGAUUAUUGAAAAAAGUGAAUCUUUUAUUAGUGUACUCUUUUAGUUCCCCAGCAUUAUUCAAGAAUCUCCCACAAAAAUAAUGAACCCACCCCUCAAUAUGCUCCAUUGUCAAUGUUGUAACUGAAUAUCUAAUUGAAGUAAGAAUGUAUGUACCUUCUAAUCUUUCUGGUAAAUUCUUUUUUCUGAUUA
Molecule: messenger RNA, 750 nt
Organism: Lycium barbarum (goji berry)
Lineage: Eukaryota; Viridiplantae; Streptophyta; Magnoliopsida; Solanales; Solanaceae
Product: protein ELF4-LIKE 3-like
Exons: 2
Coding region: 248-541 (97 amino acids)
Biological process (GO): positive regulation of circadian rhythm; entrainment of circadian clock
Source: RefSeq, a predicted model, not a curated record